AUGGCAUCACUCAUGAGGACCGCUGCACGCCUGCAGCCAGUGCUGCGAUCUACUGCGCUACGCCACACCUCGAUCGUCUCGGCCAGACGAACAAUGGCCUCCCAGAGCCCACCGCGCAACGCAAGUGCUGCCGCCGCGGUGAGGACGCGCGCCGCCGACGCUGCUGAGCAGCCAUAUUUCCCAGACGAGCCUGCGGCACCUGUCAUUCGGACAGCCAUCCCAGGCCCCAAGUCGCAAGAGGCAAUCAAAGAGCUUGACAGAGUCUUCGACACCAGAUCGCUGAACAUGAUGGCCAACUACCAGAACAGCUUCGGCAACUACAUUGCAGACCUGGACGGAAACGUUCUGCUCGAUGUCUACGCACAGAUUGCUUCCAUCCCCGUGGGGUACAGCAAUCCAAGCUUGCUCCUCGCGGCCACUAGCCCAGACAUGGCGUCUGCCAUUAUCAACAGACCAGCGUUGGGCAACUUCCCACAGCACGACUGGGCACACAUUCUCGAGACUGGUAUCUUGAAGGUCGCACCACCUGGCUGUGACCAAGUCUUCACCGCCCAGGCUGGCUCUGACGCCAACGAGCUUGCCUACAAGGCUGCCUUCAUGUGGAGGCGUCGUCAAGAGCGUGGAGGCCCAGAUGUUGAGUUCACGCAGGAGGAGAUCGACUCUUCCAUGAACAACAAGUCCCCAGGUUCUCCUGACAUGUCCAUCCUCUCCUUCAAGACCGCUUUCCACGGACGUCUCUUCGGCUCCCUCUCCACCACCCGCUCUAAGCCAAUUCACAAGCUCGACAUUCCAGCCUUCGAUUGGCCACAAGCAUCCUUCCCAUCUCUCAAGUACCCCCUCGAGCAACACGCCGAAGAGAACGCCAAGGAGGAGGCCCGCUGCCUUGCCGAAGUCGAAGAGCUCCUCACCACCUACCAUAACCCACCUGCAGCUGUCAUCGUCGAGCCAAUCCAAUCCGAGGGCGGUGACAACCACGCCAGCCCAGCCUUCUUCAACGGCCUCCGCGAAGUGACCCGCAAACACAAUGUCCUCCUCAUCGUCGACGAAGUUCAGACCGGUGUCGGCGCCACCGGCAAGUUCUGGGCCCACGAGCACUGGAACCUCCGCGACCCACCCGACAUGGUGACAUUCUCCAAGAAAGCACAAACAGCAGGCUACUACUUCGGCAACCCAGAGCUUCGACCCAACAAGCCAUACCCUCGUGCCCUCCUCUUCCGCGCCAUCAUCAACGAGGUCGAGAGACUCAACUUGGUACAGAACACUGCCGAGACCGGCGAGUACCUCUACAGCGGUCUCGAGAACUUGGGUCAGAAGUACCCAGGCGAGAUUCAGAACCUUCGCGGUAAAGGUCAGGGCACCUUCAUUGCCUGGGACUCACCACGACGAGACGAGGUUCUGAAGAAGGCGAAGGGUGUUGGUAUCAACAUUGGUGGCUCUGGUGAGCGUGCUGUCCGCCUGAGGCCGAUGUUGAUCUUCCAGAAAAAGCACGCCGACAUCUUCCUCGAGGCUUUGGAGAAGGUCCUCAAGUCAUGA
Messenger RNA from Fulvia fulva, 1533 nucleotides. RefSeq names its product 4-aminobutyrate aminotransferase. The coding region runs from base 1 to 1533 and encodes 510 amino acids. Lineage: Eukaryota; Fungi; Ascomycota; Dothideomycetes; Mycosphaerellales; Mycosphaerellaceae. Gene Ontology annotation, cellular component: mitochondrion. Gene Ontology annotation, molecular function: pyridoxal phosphate binding. Gene Ontology annotation, biological process: GABA catabolic process. The record is from RefSeq and is a predicted model, not a curated record. The transcript is spliced from 2 exons.